This is a messenger RNA of Adineta ricciae, 1008 nucleotides long. Lineage: Eukaryota; Metazoa; Rotifera; Eurotatoria; Adinetida; Adinetidae. The record is from the annotation of a GenBank genome assembly.
AUGUCGUUUUCAUCACUUCCAAUCGUUGAUUUACAAUCAACAUCCGAUGAGAUUCGUCAAUCUCUGUUAAACGCUUGUUUCACAACCGGUUUUUUCUAUUUAUCCAACCAUGGUCUUCAUCCACUUCAGGAUCAAGUCUUUAAUCUAGUGAAAGAGUUUUUUCAUCGGCCGUUGGACGAAAAACUUCGUCAUGCUCUAAGUCCAACUUCAUAUCACGGUUAUUUACGAAUCGGCCGUGAAAAUCUGGAUUCAACCAAUUUAAAGCUCAUUGACGAAAAAGAAGCCUUCAAAUUUGGCCAGUCAGGUUUGAACAACAUCGAUCAAUUUCCUGAAAUUUUUCAUCAUGGCGAGAAUUUCCAAUUGAUUCAGACCUUCUUUCACUCGUGUUACGAUCUUUGUCUUCGUUUAUUCGAACAUCUGGCCGAAACAUUCGAAAUUAAUCGAGAUUAUUUCACAUCUAAACAUCAAUGGGACAAACCACCAGGCGCAACGAUGAAAUUCUUACAUUAUCCACCAACGAACAAAACAGAUUCGAUCCGAGCGGUGAGUUCAUUCUUCACUCAUUUCAAUGAAUGUAUUUCUUUUCCCCAGGGUGCUCAUUCCGAUUAUGGAUCGUUGACUCUUCUAUUUCAACAUGAUAAUCAAUCCGGUUUAGAAGUCUUUGAUCGUUCGACGAACCAGUGGCAUCCUGUUGAAGCUCAUGACGAUAAGAUUGUCGUUAAUUUUGGCGAUGUUUUUGAAUAUUGGAGUAAAGGAAUGAUUAAAAGUACAAUUCAUCGUGUUAAUCUUCCAACUGUUGAUCAGCAGCAUCAUUCGCGAUACUCAAUCGCUUUCUUCUGCGAUCCCAAUGGCGAUACACUUUUAACGCCGAUCCCUUCCAAAUUAAUUCAGGAUCGAAUCUACAUCAAAGAUCAACAUGCGACACAUGUCUUUCCUGACGAUGAUCAACGGAUUUUAACAGCGGGUGAACAUCUUCAGAUGAGAUUAAAUAAAACUCAUACGUAUUGA